Messenger RNA from Parnassius mnemosyne (clouded apollo), 2585 nucleotides. Lineage: Eukaryota; Metazoa; Arthropoda; Insecta; Lepidoptera; Papilionidae. The record is from the annotation of a GenBank genome assembly.
AUCCACGAGUAAUUUAGUCUUUGUUGAUCAUCCAGCAACGUCGUCUGCACAAACAAGUUCCUCUGUCUCUUUUGUAUUUAUCAAAUCACUAUACCACCAGGUCAUGUUGCUUGCGAUUUGGUCGGCGGUCAUAUUGGCUGCCGUGGCGCUCUACUUCCGUCAGGUGUACACCAGGUUUAGCAGAUAUGGAGUCAAGCAUUUCAAGCCGAUACCAAUUCUUGGUAACAUGGCUCGCAUUUUAUUACGCAUGAGCCAUUUCUCUGAUGAUACGCAAAUACUUUAUAAUGCUUAUCCUGAAGAGAGGUUUGUAGGAAGAUUUGAAUUUCUGAAUCCUAUGGUGAUGAUCAGGGACAUAGAACUUAUAAAGAAGAUAACGGUGAAGGAUUUCGAACACUUUCUAGAUCAUCGUUCUUUUGUUAACGAGAAUGUUGAUCCUUUCUUUGGACGAAAUCUGUUCUCAUUGAAAGGCGAUGAAUGGAAAGAUAUGCGAUCGACACUAAGCCCUGCAUUCACGAGCUCUAAGAUGCGUUCUAUGGUUCCAUUUAUGGUGGAAGUUGGGGAGCAAAUGAUAAAGUCACUUAAGAAAGAGAUUCAGAAUUCUUCAGGUGAAUAUAUUGACGUGGAGGGUAAGGAUCUGACGACGAGAUAUGCAAACGAUGUCAUCGCUUCCUGUGCUUUUGGACUGAAAGUAGACUCACAUAGCGAUAAAAGCAACAUAUUCUAUAAGAUGGGCAAAAUUGCUGCAACCUUCAAUUUCAAGCAGUUGCUAAAAGUUUUCGCGAUGACUUCUUUUCCUACUGUAACUAAGAUCCUGCGUUUCUCUCUGUUCGAAAAAUCAGAGAAAGAUUUUUUCUGGAACUUGGUGAUGAAUACAAUGAACGAACGUGAAGCUAAGCAAAUUGUCAGACCUGACAUGAUUCAUCUUCUGAUGGAGGCUAAGAAGGGUCGAUUAACUCAUGAAGACAAAAGUGCUAUCGACACCAAUGCUGGAUUCGCAACUGUCGAAGAAUCUUCUGUGGGAAAGAAGAACAUAGAUCGUGUGUGGACUGACAGCGAUAUAGUGGCUCAGGCAGUGUUGUUCUUUAUUGCCGGUUUUGAAACCAUUUCUUCUGCUAUGUCGUUCGCGCUUCACGAAAUAGCUAUGCACCCUGAAGUCCAGCAACGUCUGUACGAAGAGAUCAAGGAAGACAACGAAAAGAACCGUGGAUCUUUAAAUUACAAUUCCAUACAGAAUCUGAACUAUUUGGACAUGGUUGUGUCAGAGGUGCUUCGAAUGUGGUCUCCAGCUGUUGCACUGGAUAGACUUUGUACUAAAGAUUAUAACUUAGAAAAACCAAACAAACAAGCCACGCAAGAUUAUAUAGUUCGUAAAGGCGAAUCGGUUAUGAUUCCCGUGUGGGCGAUUCACCACGAUCCCAAAUACUACCCAGACCCGGAGAAAUUCGAUCCGGAGCGAUUCUCCGAAGAGAACAAACACCUCAUCAGACCAUUUACUUAUGUUCCAUUUGGUCUUGGCCCUAGGAAUUGUAUAGGUUCAAGAUUUGCGUUAUGCGAGGUGAAGAUAUUGCUGUACCAGCUUCUCCUACACAUGGAGUUGUCUCCUUGCAAGAAGACCUGCAUACCAGUGAAACUCUCCAACGAUACUUUCAACCUUAUCAUACAAGGCGGUCACUGGUUUAAAAUGCGAUGUAGAACACAAUAGAAUAGAUAAGAGUUAGAUUUGUUUAUAUAGAGAACACUAAAAACUUGAAAUAUUAACUUAAACAUAAUAAUGCGAUGGAACUUAUUAUCCGGAUUUUAUAAUGGGUUCUAAAAUACACGAUAAUCUCUAUAAAAUAACUUAAAAUAUUUUUAUUAAGCCAUAUAGUAUGCAACCAAUGACGUGGCAAAUGAAAUGGUCAGUAACUAAACACCUAGUUGCAUUGAACACUCUUUUGAAUUAUAUAUAGAAAUUUAUGUAAUUUUACGUAUUAAAACAAGUGUCUGUUGGAAAUAUCGAAAUAAUUUUUCAUUAAUUUAUCGAUCACUUAAAAAAAAUUCCAAGUUUUCAGAUAAAAAAUACACAGCAUAAAUCGCUGCUGGAAUUGUUUUAUAUCUGUUUGUAAAGUUUUAUCACAAGUUUUGUUUUCAAAGCGUGUAAAUAACCCCUGUGCUGUAUUGCAGUUAUUUAAGUAUUACAGAUCGACAACUCAAUUUUAUUUAUAUGUAUAAAUUUCACAGCACGUUAACAAUCUGAAUUCAAUCCCCACCAGAGCCUUUACAUAAAAUGAUGUAUAUUUUGAACUUUGAAGUUAAAUGCUUACUUUUUACACAACAGUUAUAGUAAGAAUAUUGUAUUUUGUAAAUAUACUGGUUUUAAUAAAGAUGUAAAAGUAAUAGUAGUGUUGUUUUAAAUAAUUAUCACAUUGACUUUCUAGAUGAUUACUAUAAUAUAUGCCGUGGGACGUUUGUUUUGUUUGUUGACGUGGAGUUUUGUUUUGAAGGACGUAACUACCUUUUAAGGUGCAUUGCAAAAUUUUAUUUUUAAUUCAAGUAAAUGAUCUCUUAGAUCGUAAAGAGGUAGUGGAUUGGCCAUUUUAUUCACA